AUGACCAUCACAUUACAUGACGUGUGGCAUAUUCUUCGGAUUCCAGUUGGUGGGGCUAUGGUUUCAGGUCAGCCGAAUAAGGCUCAGCUGAUGGCUUACUGCGCACAGAUUUUAGGUAUUUCACCAGAGGAUCUGGUGAGUAAGACGAGCAAGCAUUUUGCCCAUGGAGGUGUGCUGAUUGAGUCGAUCAUCAGUUUAUGUAGGCAUGGCCGUACUGCAGAGGUGGAGGCGAUAGCCUGGAUCUGGUUGACGUUAGGUUGCACUCUAUUCACUGACAAGAGUGGCCAUCGGAUUAGACCUGCAACCAUAUGGGAGGUGCGGGACGGAGUCACAGAUACGAGUACAGUUUCCUGGGGCUCAGCUACACUAGCUUAUCUCUAUCGGCAGCUUGGAAUCUCAUCGAGAGGAGACUGCUCGGGUUUGACUGGGUGUCUGACACUGCUGCAGACAUGGAUUUAUGAGUACUUUCCAUGCUUUCGGCCCCAGCGAGAGCGGCUGUUGAUCGAGUCUCAUCUUCCUCGAGCUUCUAGCUGGAGUGCUACUGCGUCAGAUUGUUCAGCCACCCGACUUCGGUCCUUGCGAGCUCGUUUGGACACGCUGACUGCUGAGGAGAUCACAUGGCUCCCUUUUGGCGGCGAGCCUGCUGCCAGCGUAGAGCACACUGCAUAUUAUGGGUGGAUAGCGUACCGGGACAUUGUCGAGCCGUACAUGCCUUCUAGGGUGCUGCGACAGCUGGGUUAUGUGCAGACUGUACCUGUGCCAAUUUGUCGGCCAAUAGGGGCUGUUAGGUCCUGGAAGUCACUCAAGUACUCUGUGGACAUGAGUGUGACGAUUGUGGUUGACAUGUGGAACGCUUUUCCGGUCAUGUACAAGCUGCCGUUGGGAUUUGAGGAAGCCCACGUUAUUGCUGGAGGAUGCCAUCCAGCGUAG
Mercurialis annua (annual mercury) is the source of this 930-nucleotide messenger RNA. Its product is annotated as protein MAIN-LIKE 2-like. Gene Ontology annotation, biological process: meristem maintenance; meristem development. Lineage: Eukaryota; Viridiplantae; Streptophyta; Magnoliopsida; Malpighiales; Euphorbiaceae. The transcript is spliced from 3 exons. The coding region runs from base 1 to 930 and encodes 309 amino acids. The record is from RefSeq and is a predicted model, not a curated record.